Messenger RNA from Drosophila nasuta, 621 nucleotides. RefSeq lists its product as uncharacterized. NCBI's taxonomy places the organism in Eukaryota, Metazoa, Arthropoda, Insecta, Diptera, Drosophilidae. Bases 32 to 388 code for a protein of 118 amino acids. The record is from RefSeq and is a predicted model, not a curated record. The transcript is spliced from 3 exons.
AAGUGCACUUUGCUCGUCAGUCAGCGUCAAGAUGUCGAUUUGCCGUACACUAGUUGCACUAUUAUUUGCCUGGCUAGCUCUACAUAAUCCGGCCACAGAGGCUAAUCCUCUCCAGAAACGUGAAGCACAUGCGUCCUAUGAUGUGUAUGAUUGGUUCUCAAGUUUGUUCGAGGAUGAGGAUUCGGAUUCAUCGGAAUAUUUAAUCUGCACCAAUUGCACCGUUGUUGUGGGCCAGCAAAGCACCGCAGCUCCGACAGCUGCAGCUGAGACCUCAGCAGCAACAACAGCAGCAGCUCCAACAGCUGCUGCUCCCACUGCCGCUGCCCCAACUGGUGCAGCUCCUGAAGCCACCUCGGAAGCAGCUCCACCUGCUCCGCCAGGACAGUAGAAUUAACUGAGUCACACACAAUGCAAUAGCAUUCUAAGCUUACACUAAGGGAUUACGUAUACGACCAGUGCCACAGCAACUGCAAAAAAGUUGCAUAAGUUUAACUACAUUUGUAUUAUGUUUUAAGUUUUACACUACUUAUUUCCGGUGUUGGUUAGAAUAAAGAAAUGAGCAGCCUGUCUGCCAGGUAAUUGUGCCCCAAGGCCUCCAAGGCUGCAGCACAUGGAGUUAAA